CCGUAAUAUUACUAUAUUGUAAUGCGUGUUAUGACAUAUAUUUAGGUGUACAUCACGAACCUAUGUCCUGUUGGGCACCCGUAGAUAGUUCGAGACCAGGAUCCGCUGCGAUCUACAACUGCCCACAUGGAUCCACCCCCCCAACCCUGAGUCGACCAACAACAGUACAUACAGCGUCUAGAUUCACAACCUCGAUGUAUGAAACUGUUUUGAAAUAUGCUAGUUCAGAGAUUCCAUCAUGUCCGAUUUCGCGAUUACAGCAUAUUUUGAUAUCGACGUUGACUUUGGAAGCGUCAUUUCUCUUCGGCUCUUCGGGUGCAUCGCGCACGCUCAUGUCCCCGAAAAAUUCCAGAAAAGGAUUGGAGUGCAAGUUGUCGAAGGGACCCACAUCGGAUUCAUAAAGGAGAGUGCUCGGGUGCUCCAUGACCAUGAGAAGCGCCAGAUUAUAAAAGCGCGCGAUGUCGAUUUUUUCGACACAGGAAGUAGGGAAUGUGUCGGGGUGGAAAUGGAUGAUAAGGAUGGGGAAAUGGGGAAAUGGGGUGUAGGAAACAGAUCAAAAAACCAAAAUUCGCGCAUCCAAGAUCCAUCCACAUUAAUGCAAAGGGACCGCACGAAGAAGCCCCAUCGUCACAGACUCCACUCCUCAUCGAUCGAGCCUGAAGCGCCCAGAAGAUCUUCCAAAAGCACCUGAUAUAGCCUGGCGCAAGUGAGGCAGCGGACGAUACAAAGAUGCUAGUGGGCAUCUACAAGCUGUGGCGUUCCAGAGAAGCUGUGGCCUAUAGGAGUAAUGGAGCCCUUGAUUUGAACAUAUUAACGCCAGAUGCAGAGUAGCAGAGACCCAAUAGUAAUGGGGAUGUUGCAGAGCAAUGAGUUGGGCAUAUAGCACUUCGAUGUGUUGUGUCGGUCUGUUUGUUUCGGCCCUUGGGUUAACUCAAUCCCCGUGAUUUACAACUCGCCUCAAUCUAGCCAGAAGUGAACAAUCUCCCAGAUCGGUUGGGGGCGGGGGAGGCCAGAAGCGGUCCGUGAAG
Messenger RNA from Cantharellus anzutake, 1028 nucleotides. RefSeq lists its product as uncharacterized. The transcript is spliced from 2 exons. Bases 239 to 691 code for a protein of 150 amino acids. NCBI's taxonomy places the organism in Eukaryota, Fungi, Basidiomycota, Agaricomycetes, Cantharellales, Hydnaceae. The record is from RefSeq and is a predicted model, not a curated record.